Drosophila serrata is the source of this 876-nucleotide messenger RNA. Its product is annotated as mitochondrial ribonuclease P protein 3-like. The record is from RefSeq and is a predicted model, not a curated record. Lineage: Eukaryota; Metazoa; Arthropoda; Insecta; Diptera; Drosophilidae.
AUGCGGUGCCACACCCUAUGGCGGUCUUUGGUGGCCUAUUCGAAGUCCACACGGCCAAGAAGCUCCAGCUCUACAAGCGUUCUGCGGCGGCGUGCCCGUGAAGAUGCAGUUGCCGAGGACGAGGAAUACAACUUCGAUAAGUUUGGCCCGCUGGCCACCGUUUCCCAGAGCGAAAAUGCCUCCACAUUGAACGACGGAGGAGCAGCCAUGUGCAAUGGCGGCGGUGCCCAGCUCCGUCGAUUGUUGAAGUUGCAGUUCCUCGAGCACCACGAGAUUCUAGUCAGCCAGCGAGUUGCAGAGCGACUGCGGGACCUGGACCAUCAUCCUAGAGGCCAAAGUCACGCAACUGGAGCUCUGGGCAAGUGCCAGGCUUGCCAGCAUCACCUCCAGCCGGUGGCCAACACUAACGAGCAGUUUCGGCAGCUUAGCGAGUGCUUCCUGGAGCGAGUGCUGAUAUCUCGCGACGUCUUUGAACGAUCCUCGCCCGAAGAGGUGGCUCGGUUCAAGAAAUAUGUGGAGCGGACGGCGCUCUACGACUGUCUGGCCAAGCUAGUGGCCACCGUGGUGCGACACUUUCGGGAUCAGGACAAGCGAGUUCUAGUUCUGGGACGUGAACACAUGCGCAGCUGGUCCAAAAAGGCUAUGCACUACGUCCAGAACAAUGCCCGCCUCUCACUCACCAACAAUCUAUCUCAGGACGAUUCUUUCCUGUUCUAUGCCACGCUGCGCAGCGGCCAAGAGACGGACUUCUUCUCCCGCGACCUAAUGCGCAGCCACGCCUUCCACCUAGGGCCAGAAUUGAAGCCCAUCUUUCGGCGCUGGCAGCAAGAGCACCAGCUCUCGCUGGUCAUUCAAACCCAGUCGGGCCAGUCAUAG